AUGGCAUAUGGUUCGGCAGCUGAUGCGGUUGACGAAUACCUCCGACUUGUUGAAACCACAACGUUCUCAUGCUUGGAUCAUUUUGUUGAUACCAUCAUAAAUUGUUUUGGAGAUGAGUACUUACGAAGACCGACACCAGAAGAUCUUCAACGUCUACUCGAUAUUGGAGAGUUCCGCAGAUUUUCGGGGAUGAUAGGAAGCAUCGAUUGUACAUUAAACGAUAUAAAUAUUCUUGAUCGUUCUCCUGUUUUUGAUGAUAUUUUAAACGGUCGAGCUCCGAAAGUUAAAUACAGUGUCAACGGACACCAGUACAAGUUGGCAUACUAUCUCACAGAUGGUAUUUAUCCAAAAUGGUCUACUUUUAUCAAAUCUAUUCCACUACCGCAAACUCCAAAAUACUCUUUCUUUGCUACACAUCAAGAAGCUGCACGUAAAGAUGUCGAGCGUGCUUUUGGAGUUUUGCAGGCUCGAUUUGCCAUACUCAAAAAUCCGGCUCUUUUUUGGGAUAAGAAUAAAAUUGAAAAUAUAAUGAUAGUGUGUAUCAUACUGCACAAUAUGGUCGUAGAAAACGAACGAGAUGGAUACACUCUGUUUGAUCCAUCUGAAUUCACACACAUGGAGUCCAACCAAACUUCAGAAGUGGACUUCACUGUACCAACAACCAAGCCUUCAUGUGUCUCCAUUAUGAUGAAAAUUCGUUUGUAUGUUCGUGAUCGAGAUAAACAUAAACAGUUACAAGAUGAUUUGGUUGAGAAUAUUUGGACAAAAUUUGGAGAAUACCAUUAA
Messenger RNA from Camelina sativa (false flax), 786 nucleotides. The record is from RefSeq and is a predicted model, not a curated record. Lineage: Eukaryota; Viridiplantae; Streptophyta; Magnoliopsida; Brassicales; Brassicaceae.